AUGAGGGGGGAAAGUUUGCUGUCUGUGGAAAGGCUGAGGUGCUGGAGACCCUGUAGGAGAAGCCGCUUGAGGUCUCUUAGAUCUCGCCUGCUGGCUGCCAGCUUGACUUGCACUGCCCUAGUGGUGUAUAUGUGCUCCCAGGAUCUCAUAGCUGGCCCCAUUAACUUCCCUUUGCUUUGGGGGACCACCACCCCACCGAAGCAGGUCACUGUUUUAAUAUGGUAUGAGCCUUUUGGCAAACGGCGAAGACUUGGCGAUUGCCACAUCCUCUUCAAUGUCACGGGAUGCCACAUCACAACCAACAGAAGUCUAUACCAGGAGGCAGAUGCCAUAGUGUUCCACCACCGCGACAUUGCCGACUUCAGUGACCUUCCUUUCAGAAGGCGCCAGAGCUCCCAAAAGUGGAUCUGGAUGAACUUUGAAUCUCCGUCUCAUUCGCCCUGGCUGGCGAGUCUAGGGGGCAUAUUCAACUGGACCAUGUCCUACAGGGUGGACUCGGAUAUCUUCAUGCCCUAUGGUUUCUUAUUCUCGAAAAAACAUGCCAAAAUUGUGCUGCCACGCAAGAGAAAGCUGGUGGCCUGGGUGAUCAGCAACUGGAACGAGGACCACGAAAGAGUCCAGUAUUACAACGAGCUGAGGAACUACAUCCAAAUCGAUAUCUACGGGCGAUACGGGCUGGAUUUAAAGGAGGACAACAUCAUCAAGACCGUCUCUGAGUAUAAAUUCUACCUGGCUUUUGAGAAUUCCCUGCACACGGAUUACAUCACGGAAAAGCUGUGGAGGAACGCGUUCAAAUCCAACGCCAUCCCCAUCGUCAUGGGACCGAGCCGCCAUAACUACGAGAUGUUCAUACCGCGCAACUCUUUCAUUCAUGUUGAUGAUUUCUCCAGCCCCAGGAAGCUGGCCAUGUACCUUAAGCACUUGGAUAAAAACACUCACCUGUACCGCAGGUAUUUCACGUGGAAGAAGCGCUACGACGUGCACGUGACUUCUUUCUGGGACGAGCAUUACUGCACCGCUUGCCAGAGCGUAAAGGCGGCGGGGAACCAGCGUCGGACAGCGUCAGAUCUGGCAGGCUGGUUUGAAAGCUGA
Messenger RNA from Xenopus tropicalis (tropical clawed frog), 1092 nucleotides. It is a transcript of the gene fut4, whose product is annotated as fucosyltransferase 4. Gene Ontology annotation, cellular component: Golgi apparatus; Golgi cisterna membrane; membrane. Lineage: Eukaryota; Metazoa; Chordata; Amphibia; Anura; Pipidae. The transcript has a single exon. The record is from RefSeq and is marked provisional. Gene Ontology annotation, biological process: glycoprotein biosynthetic process. Bases 1 to 1092 code for a protein of 363 amino acids. Gene Ontology annotation, molecular function: alpha-(1->3)-fucosyltransferase activity; fucosyltransferase activity; glycosyltransferase activity.